AGAAGGGUGAGCAGGGGGCCGAGGGCGCUGCGGUGAGGCCAGGCUGCAGACGGAGCUGGGGCUGGAGCUCAGGAGCUGGUCUUCCCUGCUGGGGCCGCGACGCCUGCUGCUUUCCUGCCGGUUCUCUGGGUCAAGGCCUGGAAAGGCUUUCUUCUCGGGCUUUUCAUCAGCUUAUCGGCCCACUUAGCCAGGGCAAAGGUGCAUGACAACCCUGCGCAAGUCAAAACAACCGUCAGCGGCGGGAAACCUCGAUGAACAAACACCGGGAGAGUGCAGCGAGCAGGCCAGGCGCCGCUCCUGGAGGACAGCCACGAUGCUCACCUGGACCUGGGCCUGGGCCCCACACACCUCUCAUGGUGCCGCAGACCCCUGGGAGGCACCAGCACCCUGGAUCGAGAAGCCCGAUGUGAAAGAAUGUCUGGGAAGGAUGUCAUGCCGGAGGCUUGCGUGACAGUUUCCACUUACAGUGCGCUCACUCUGAACCUCCAUGCUCACGAUGGGCCUGCAUCUCUUCCCACUAUCUGCUAGGAAACACGAGGCUUCUGGGUGCCAAGCUCAGGCUAAGGGGAUUUCUGACAGGCUGGACGACUGGGCUUCAGCCCUGAAAUAAGAGUUUUGAGAGAAGAGGGCGGCGCUGGAACCCUCACCCGUCUUUUAAUGAAGGGAUUUGGCUAAGAAGAAAUGCCAAGUACUUCCGCAGGCCAUCCUGAGGUCAGGAUGUGGUCGGUGUGUCUGGCCCUGAGCAGUCAGACCUGAUGGUGGCUGGAGCUCCGGAAAGCUCGGGACCCCUCUAGCGUCCUAGGCCUUCUGUUUUCCUUCCUGCUCCAGGAGGCAGGACUGGCAGAUUCAAGGAAGCUUUCAAGACGGGUUAGAAAGAAGGGGUGUGCUCCGAUCUGCCAGCCUGAUGUCCUUCACGGGACCACAGUCCAGGAACUGAGGUUCCCUGCGAGGGGUGGAUGCUGUGUCUCUGAGCCUCCCUACCUUCUUGAAGGCAAGAGCGCCCAGAGGUGUUCGCUUUUGGUGUCAGCCUUUGAGCUGGAGCCUGGAGCUGUUUCUCUGAAUUCCUUCUGCUUGUUUCCUUAUGCUCUUGCCUGGGAAGAAUGAAAUGAAAAGAAAAUGCAAAGCCCAGAACCUGGCGGAGAUGGGGUGCCCCAGGCCGGAGUGGGCAGGACGGUGCUCUCAGCCCACUCUCAGCACAAACGCUGCCCCGUUCUUCACCUCUCCGUGCUUGCUGCCAGAGUGUGUCAAAGACCCCGAAGAAUGAAAUGACUUCGGAAGAGGAGGCCACACACCCGUGAAACAAGCCGGAUCUGCAGCGGAACAUUCUUUACGUGUUUUGGGACAUUUCAAAGACUGAUGGCGUGCUGCCUUUGUGAUGUGUGAUCUGAAGAUUCCAUCAAAGAAAGUGUGUCCUUUGUGUGAAAGUUGUGAUUCUUGGCAUCUUCGUGGUUUUGGGUCCUGAAAAAAUACCACGAGGGCCCUCCCUUGUGGCCUCUGCAACCAUAGGAAUGCGGGUUUUGGAAGUGGCAUUUCAGGCACGUCCAAGUAGGAAAUCAGAAGAGGCCCCAGGACUCCGAUGUGGGUGGAAGUAACAGCAGGGUGGUCGGGGGUGCCUCGUUGGGGACCCUCCAACACCCCACUGUGGUUUCUCUUAGGGGUCGCUUGGACGGACUGUUGGAGGGCUUUCGUCCCCAACUUUGUAUUGGCAGGUCAUUUUUCAAAGACAACCCGAAAUGCAGCCCUGUGGUUCUGCCUGUUGAGAACCCAGCAUUGAGACCCCAGGGGCAACAGUCUGAGAAGACUGUAAUUUGCAGAAGAAUCUCAGGGUGAUGCUGGCAGGGCAGGGGUCAGAGCUAGCUGGGGACUAGGGUGGGCUGGGCACACUGUCGUGGUGGCUGGUGGUCACAGCUCAUGGAAGUCUGCCAGGGCAGGUAGCUUUGGGCCUACAAGGGCAGGGUUCUAGAAGGGUGGUCUCCCAGCUUUUGUGAAAACCCUCCUUUAACAAUCAAAAGAGUUUGAGUGCACACUCCCGAUACAUGUAUACACAUUGAUUUUUUUUUUUUUUUGAGAUGGAGUUUCACUCUGUCACGCAGGUUGGAAUGCAGUGGCGCGAUCUCGGCUCACUGCAACCUCUGCCUCCUGGGUUCAAAUGAUUCUCCUGCCUCCCUCCUGAAUAGCUGGAGUUACAGGCACACACCACCUCGCCCAGCUAAUUGGUGUUAUUUUUGGUAAAGACGGGGGUUUCACCAUGUUGACCAGGCUGGUCUCAAACUCCUGACCUCAGGUGAUCCGCCCGCCUCAGCCUCCCAAAGUGCUGGGAUUAUAGGUGUGAGCCACCACACCCAGCCUGACACAUUGAUUUUUUAACACUUGUCAAAUGGACUGGCUAAUAGUAAAAUAUUACAUAGAUUAUAGAAUAUAGGCAUUUUAAAUACUUUUAAAAGAUGAGAUUUUGAAAGAAGGAUAAGUAUUAAUAUUUUCCUCCUGCGCCUCCCUGGGGCCUGUGGUCCUCUCUUUGUUUUUGACCCCUGGGCUAGAGUCAGAAGACAGGAAAGAGUUUAGCCUCACUGUAAGGACAGGCUUGUUUUUGUGAUUAUUGUUAAUUUUUGGCCAUAUACCUUUAACUUUUCAUCAUACAUUUUUUCCAAACAUCAAGAACUUGAGAGGGAGCAGUAUCAUGGUAGCCCCAUCUGACCUAUAACCCUUCUUCCCUCCCCCGGCCUGCUGUCCCUGGAUUCUUUUAAAGCAACCCCUGACCUUAUUUCAUCAGAAAAAUACCUCAGUGGGUAGCUGUACAGAAUAGGGACUCUUCCAAAAAAAUAACUGUACUACCGUUAUCACACCUAAAACAUGACCCAUGAAUUCUUUGUGAUAACUUUGUGAUAAUCUGCUAGCAGUGUUG
Messenger RNA from Pongo pygmaeus (Bornean orangutan), 2902 nucleotides. RefSeq lists its product as uncharacterized. The transcript has 5 exons. NCBI's taxonomy places the organism in Eukaryota, Metazoa, Chordata, Mammalia, Primates, Hominidae. The coding region runs from base 203 to 451 and encodes 82 amino acids. The record is from RefSeq and is a predicted model, not a curated record.